UGCACGACUCAACUGGCAAACUUAACUCUGGCAUCUUGAAUGGCAACAUCAAUCAGUUGGGCGAUUUCGAUCAAUGUCUGAGAGUGCAUCAGCAACAAAUGGUGAAUGGUGGCGGCGAUGAUGAUGCUGCAACGGGCUCCAAUGUCGAAAUGAAGGGACAAUAUUGUUUGGCUUAUGCUCAACCCGAAUUGCCACAUAAAUCGAAACGUUUGCAAACAUUUUUCAAUCUUGUCCGAUCACAUGGUCCAUUCCGCAGUGAAUUCGAUGAUCCUGGCCAUCGUGUACCACGUUUCUUCCUGAUUAACUGGGGUAUUUGUGUACCCUCAUCCUGUUCGCACAAAGAUGUUGAAUAUACGGUCAAAGAAUAUUUGAACAAUGUAACCGAAUCCACUGGUGUUUCUUUCAAAGUUCGUGUUGAACCACAAAUGUGUCAAGUUAAGGAGAAUAAACCAUGGGACAGUGGAACUACCUGGGCUGUGCGUUUCUUUACCAUCAUUCUAUCGAUAACAAUAUUGUCAACCGUCUAUCAUCUCUGCACCAAGAGCAAAAAGCCAAACGAUUGGCUUGUCGCAUUUUCUUUGGACAAAAAUCUACGCUGGCUCUUCAACACAUCCUCCUCUUCCGAUGAUAUUGAAGCUGUACAUGGUCUACGUUUGUUAAAUGCUAUUAUGUUGUUGUUCUCUCACAAGUCAAUGGCCAUAUUUUUCAAUCCAUAUGAUAAUCGUACCGAAAUGGCAGAGUCUUUGGGACAACCUUGGACCGUCGUUGGCCGUGCCGCUUCUUUGUACACAGAUCCCUUCUUAUUAUUCAGUGGCAUGUUGACGGCUUAUUCAUUCUUUGGACGUUUGAAUAAGGGUCAAACCAUCAAACUGAAAAAUGAAUAUAUCAAUCGUUUUAUACGCAUUGUUCCUCCACUAGGCGCUCUUAUCCUCUUCUGCACGUUCAUUUUGCCAAUGUUGGGUUCGGGUCCACAAUGGAAUUUGGUUGUUGGACAUCAUGCUGAUAUUUGCAAAAAGAAUUGGUGGCGUAACUUGCUCUUCAUUCACAACUACUUUGGAUUCAGUAAUAUGUGUUUGACCCAUACCCAUCAUUUGGGCAUUGAUACUCAACUGUUUGCUGUGGCUCCAUUUAUGAUUUUUGCCAUGUGGAAAUGGCCACGUAAGGGUGCUAUGGCUUUGGUUGCAUUGGCAUUGCUGGCCACAUUUGGACGUUAUUAUGUAACGGUUUUGUAUGAACUCUCGAAUUACAUCUAUUUUGGUACCAACAUCAAACGUUUAUUCCGCACAGCUGAUCGCAUGUACUCCUUCCCUCCAUUGCGUUCUACCGUUUAUAUUAUGGGCAUUUUCUUGGGCUUUGCAUUGCGUAAAUUCCGUGGCAUUAAAUUGUCCAAGACUCAAGUGUAUUGGGGCUGGACUGUGGCAAUUGCCUGUUUGUUGAUAUCACUGUUGGGUCCAGCACCAAUGGGUUCAAUGAGUUAUCAAUACAAUAGCACACACUCGGCCAUUUAUGCCGCCUUUGUGCCCAUCACCUGGUGUAUAUUCUUUGUUUGGGUGGUCUUUGCCUCACACAAUGGCUAUACAAAUAAAAUCACAGAUAUGUUCUCGUGGAAGGGAUUCCAGGUGACCACAAAAUUGUCCUAUGCCAUUUAUUUGACACAAUUCCCGGCAUAUUUCUUCAAUGUGGGACGCCGUCGCCAUGUCCAUCACUAUUAUAAUUUCUUCUCAGUUAUGUUUGAUACCAAUGAAUAUUUGUGCAUAUUCUUUGCCUCUGUGGUAUUGACAGUACUGUUCGAUGCACCAUUCCAAAACAUAAGAAAAUUAAUAACCAAACGUACACCAACCGCUGUAGCCUCUGGUCCUGCCAAUGCCACCAACAAAUCAAUUAACGCCAAUGAUAGUGCCGCUAAAGAAAUCACCACCACCAUCAGCACAUCAACUAAACGUUUGCAUUCCGAUUAG
This is a messenger RNA of Musca vetustissima, 1958 nucleotides long. Its product is annotated as nose resistant to fluoxetine protein 6-like. The transcript has 9 exons. The record is from RefSeq and is a predicted model, not a curated record. Gene Ontology annotation, molecular function: acyltransferase activity, transferring groups other than amino-acyl groups. The annotation marks the transcript as partial. Lineage: Eukaryota; Metazoa; Arthropoda; Insecta; Diptera; Muscidae.